AUGUCGUUUUUCUUUCCUAAUUACAAUGCUAUCCCAAACGAAGCAGUUGCAACUUCAAUGGUCUCAGAGAGUACAAAUGAAGAUUUGAAUAAAGAAAAUAAUGCUCCCCAACUAAGCUAUUCUGGUGUUGAGAAUAUACUGAAAAUUCCUCAAGCAGUGUCAAAGGGCACAAAUGAAGAUUUGAAUAAAGAAAAAAAUGCUCCCGAACUAAGCUGUUCUGGUGUUGAAAAUAUACUGAAAAUUCUUCAAAUUCCUCAAGCAGUGUCAGAGGGCACAAAUGAAGAUUUGAAUAAAGAAAAAAAAGCUCCCGAACUAAACUAUUCUGGUAUUGAAAAUAUACUGAAAAUUCUUCAAAAACAGAGAAAAGAAGGAAGAAAGUGUCCUAAAGGUAAAGAAAAACGGGGUCAAGUUUCUGGCCCUGUAGAAAAUGUUAAACCGAAAAAUAUAAAUAUAUGUGGAACAUGUGGAGGAGAUUUUAAAAAUGAUGUAAAGGCCAAGAAUGGGAAAGAGUAG
Parnassius apollo (apollo) is the source of this 513-nucleotide messenger RNA. NCBI's taxonomy places the organism in Eukaryota, Metazoa, Arthropoda, Insecta, Lepidoptera, Papilionidae. The record is from the annotation of a GenBank genome assembly.